Messenger RNA from Zerene cesonia (dogface butterfly), 3657 nucleotides. RefSeq lists its product as uncharacterized. The record is from RefSeq and is a predicted model, not a curated record. Lineage: Eukaryota; Metazoa; Arthropoda; Insecta; Lepidoptera; Pieridae. The coding region runs from base 1 to 3618 and encodes 1205 amino acids. The transcript is spliced from 2 exons.
AUGAGCAGCCCUAAGCAGGCAGGUCGCGCGCCGAGCUCCGAGCUUCCUUCCUUCCCGGCGCAGCUCGUUACGAGCCGAGAGUGUCUUGCGGCGGACGGAGUGUCUCCGCGGGCGCCCGGCGGCGGCGGCGAGCCUCGCGCCGCCCGCCUCGAUGCCGCGCGCGGCCGCAGUGCGCCCCCGCCCCGCGCACCCCGCUGUCCAACCGCGAACCCCUCGCGACGCGCACGCAGCGCCGCGCCCGUGAUACCGAAGUCUCUGCCUGCCCCGCGCCUGCGUCCAGUGUUCCUCUGGGCCCGCCAGCUCGACGGCACCGUGCAGGAAGUCCACUGCGAAGACUACGAUUCGAGAAACCGUAUUCGUAUAGCUCGAACUCCAGACGGUUGGCGCGUCAUUCCGCGCACGGAAAUCUACAACUCUAUCAGAGUGCCCCCGCCUCCCCCUGCGCCUCCCCGCCGGCGAAAUCCGCGGGAAAGACGCCGGCGCAAGCGCCGCGGCAACUCGCGUCGAAGGCCACGUUCGACCGCCCCGCCUGUAGAAGUGCCUCCGCCUGCACCUGUGACUUCACCGUCAGCUGAACAGCAGUGGCUCACUCCAGAUCUGGAGUCACAUAUACCAUCUCACACCAUUGCGGUGCCGCGGCAAUUACCGCCAGAAGCGACGCCGCUUGACAACUUGCUGGCAGUCGCUGAACUCGAAUUCAAUCAACAACAAAACGAGGGCUCCCUCGAGCCUACCAGCCCAUCCUCAUUCGGGUUCUUGCCACCUGAAGAAACUGUGCGUGAAACUAUGUCUUACGAAAUAGGUCAACAGAAGGCAACGGAUGAUAUGUUCUACGAGCGCAAAGCGCCGUUAGAAAGAAGUGAAGAAUUCCCUGGAGAUAUGUCGGAACAUAAGGACUUGUUUGAAACCAUUAGUGAAGCCCAUUAUCUACCUGAACUCGCUGGGCCACAUGAUGAGGCAUUGCUUGAGUCUCUUGUUGAAAAAGGCUGUGAAGAUAAUCAGAUUUUAGGACAAGCGCUCGAUAAACUCGCACAUCUUGUGCAGGCGUCAGGUGAGUAUCCAGAAGAAGAGGAGGACAUGUUACUUGGAAACGCUCCAGUGUCUGAUAUUAUAGAAAGGUUAGAACAGUCUCUCGAAUCUCCCAGCCGUAGCAGUAUGACUGCUGCUCAAGGGCUGUUGCAUCUUCACCACAUAGGUGACCAUCUACAGCAGUCAGAUCCAGGGCAGAUCGAAAACCACACUUACAUUUCGGAUGAUGUAUUCGUUCCUGAAGAAGCGGCGCAAUGUGCUCUCGAGAGUCUCACAGCGGCGUCAGAGAUGCAAGAAGGUAAUGAAAUAAAAGAUAUUGAUUAUAAAAUGGAGGAUAUUGACAACAAAAAUGAUAAGAGGCUAGAUAAUGAAAUCGAUGCAACCGACGAAGUCGAGUCGAUGUUUAUUGACCCAGUACCUGAUUCGAAUGAAAACUUUAUUGAUAAGCACUUUGAAGAGCCACAGGCGCCAUCGUUACCGGAUCAAAGUGAAGUUAUGUUACCAAAUGAGGCGCCGGAAGAUGAAUUAGUAGAACAAAUCUGUGAGCCAGUGUUACCGAAUUGUGAAAAAAGUGAAGGUGAACCCAGUGUUGUACAGAAUGAAGAAGUUGCUGAUGCAGAACAAGAUGACUCGCAGGUUGUUAUUAAACAGGAACAGCCAACAAUUAAUGAUGAAAGUGUACCAACAGAUUUAAGCGUCGUAAACGUAGAUAAGGCUCCUAGUCCGUUUAUGUUAAAUCACAAUGAAGUAACAAAUACAUUAGAAGAUAACAUAUCAGAAAAAUGUGACGAACAACCAAAAGAUCUAAGUGUACAUAAAAGGUUGCCAACACCGGUAGCUUCGCCACGGCGCACAGAUUUACCGCGUGCGCCAUCCCGUGAGUCUGAUGCGAUGCAGUCACCGCAGCCCAGCGGCAUCCCCGCCGUUCCUUCUUCACCGGAGAUAUUUACAAUGCCACUUACAAAAAAUAAACAAACAUUAUUCCUGGAAACUCUUUUAUCAUCGCCGUCACCAAAAAUGUAUACAUCAGAAGUAACGAUUACAAAACAACAAUGUGAACCACUGAACUUAGGAAAACAUAGAAAGUCAGCGAGCCCCACUGUGUCGAGUUGCUCUGAUGAAAUAAAAAAAUUGAGCAAGGAAUUUGGGGAACCGCUAGAGAAGAAGUCGCGACGAGAAUCUAUUGAUGAUUUAGCGAAAAUAAGUAAAGUUUUUAAUAAGUGUAGUGAAGAUCCUGCACCGAAGAAACCAGACCGGCCUACUGGCAAGCCUACCGAUGUGAAUACUCCUUUGCAGCAGUUAAAUAUUUUGAAGUCUCGCUCUGACUACACUCUGCCCGAUCCAUUGUUAAUUCCUAAAGAUAAACUGGAAGCCAUUUUAGCGGCACCGGCCCGCGAGAUUCCUGCGUUACUCAUUCAGAGACCAGAAUUGAGGUUACCUGCAACUUUCGCCUUCCCAGCUAUUUUGCAGGACCCAGAUAUACUGGUUGUGUCCUUGACACAAUUAGAACAUGUUUUAAUAGAAAGAGAAUCCAAACCGCUAACGUCACCAAAAUCAAAAGACGGCAAAUUAUAUUCAUCAAAAGGGAAUGAAAAGGGCGCACUUGAUCAUGCGGGUCAGCCAAAACCUAUUCCUUCAAUGGAUGCACUAGCGGGUGAUAUCGAUGCGGCCACUUCCGCGGCUCUAAACCAAAUGUUAUGGUUACCAUACCUUAGUCAACUGGAGGCGAUGGCGGCUUGUUCUCAAAAUAUGGACUUUAUAAAAGCUUUAAAUUCUUCGGGAUAUAACGGGUCAAAUUAUCCAGAAUUAUCUCAAAUGUUCAAUCCGUCCGCUCGUUUUAUGGGUGCGGGUGGAUUCCCGGUGAUGCCCUCAAUGGACUACGACAAUCGCAUGCAGUUUGCGAUGUGGCAGGAAGCCAUGUCUCACGCCAACGCCGCGUCCACGCACAGAACGAAACCGCCUUCUGUUGCGGAGCAGCUGAAGGAGUUGUCGAAGUCUAGCGACGUGCAGAACCCAUACGUACAUUCCACUAAGAGUCAAAGCAAAACCCACUCGUCGGCUCGGACGAGCCCGAUCGCUCACAACUACAGCAACCAGCGUGCGAUGACACACAACCCCUUCCUUCAGAGCAUGUACCCCGGCAUGAACCCGAACAUGAGGCCAAAUAUGCAAUUACCGGGUCUGCAAAUACCGUACUUCAAUCAGCAAAUAAUGAGUCAGCGUUCACCACGGACGGGACAGCAGAAGAGUCCUACGUCUCCUUACUAUCCGAACAAUAAUUACCUUCAGUCAGUGAAACAAUCGGAGCACGGUCAUCAGCGGAGUAACAGCACAAGCUCUCAGGAGUCGCCGCGGCCGCGGAUCAGUGUAAAAUCGCUGCAGAACCUGUUGGAGCCGUCCGCUGCGGCUGCGUCGGGGGUGGCCGCAGCCAGGAGGAGCUCGGCCACGCCGAGUGCGGCGCUGGGGCGGCGGCGCGACGAGCCGGAGGUGGGCAGCACCACGCCGGGCGAGCCGCCGCCGCACCACCUGCCACCGCACCCGCACGACCCCGCAUCUUUCCACCUCUGGCAUCCGCUGUUUGGCAAGUGAGUAUUUCAAUUAUUCUUACGCAUGUAAAACCACCUAUAU